AUGAUAGGAUUCGUUCGUUUUGUCGACGAUAAUGCUAUUGUAAGCCAGUUUUUGUGUCUGAAAGAGUUUAAAAAAAAUACUAGAGGUAAAGACAUUUUCAACACAAUUGAUUAUUUUUUUGAAAAUAAUGGAAUAUCGUGGAGUGACUGUGUUGGAAUUUGCACAGACGGAGCUCCAAGUAUGACUGGGAGUAUCAAGGGAUUUAUUACACUGGCUAAAAUAAAAAAUCUAUUAAUCGUUAAGACCCACUGUUUCAUCCACAGAGAAGUGCUGAUGACAAAAACAUUGGGUAGUGAACUCAAUUCCGUUCGUAUGGCCAACUACAUUAAAGGAAAGCCCCUAAAAAGUAGAAUUUUUGCCGAAAUUUGUGAAUCAAUGGAUGCUGAUUUCACAAAUUUGUUGUACCAUACCGAAGUGAGGUGGUUAUCCAGAGGAAAGGUUCUGUUACGUCUCUAUGAAUUGAAAGAGGAACUUUUGCUAUUUUUCAUGGAAGAGGAGAACAAUGAAUUUACAUGUUAUUUGGAAGACCACGACUGGAUAUCAAAAUUCGCAUACUUGGCUGAUAUUUUUCAAUAUCUUAACCAGGUUAAUUCUAGUUUUCAAGGACCAUCAGAAAAUAUUUUAACUUCCACCGACAAAAUUUCAGCCUUUCAAGAAAAAAUGUCAGUGUGGUGUGCAAACUUGGAUAAAGGGAAUACAACUAUGUUUCCACUGUUUACGGGCCAGGAAAACUCCAGUCCUACCGUUCUAAAAAUCAUACGAAGUCACUUACAGACUUUACAAAUGUCUAUGAAACAUUAUUUUCCAGACUUAAACGUUGAACACUACGACUGGAUUCGGAACCCUUUUACUUCCAUGAUACAAACAGAUGACUGUGAGGUACAACAGGAAGCAGUGGAAUUGAAGAACGACCGAACGCUUCUAGUUAAGUUUAAUGAGGUCACGCUAGACAGCUUUUGGGUGGCUCUUAACAAUGAAUACCCUCGAUUAUCGAAAAAGGCUAUUAAAGUGCUCCUUCAGUUUUCUACGUCUUGGUUAUGUGAGCAUGGCUUUAGUGCACUAACAAAUUGUUAA
This is a messenger RNA of Myzus persicae (green peach aphid), 1074 nucleotides long. Its product is annotated as zinc finger BED domain-containing protein 5-like. The coding region runs from base 1 to 1074 and encodes 357 amino acids. NCBI's taxonomy places the organism in Eukaryota, Metazoa, Arthropoda, Insecta, Hemiptera, Aphididae. The record is from RefSeq and is a predicted model, not a curated record. The transcript has a single exon.